UAUAAUGUAGGCUAAUGUUCAGGCUUAUCCUACGGUUGAACGUGAACGCGAGACCAUGUUGUAAAUCGAUAUUUGUGUGUGUUGACAUGUAAAGUUGCGGGAAAAAGUUUGAGUUGAGAUAAAUUUCAAAAUGUCUCUUCAAGUGACUGUUAUUGGAGCGGAGAAUGUACCCAAUCCAGAGACUAUUGGAAAAUGUGAUCCAUACGCUGUUAUCGAAUUCCAAGGUCACAAAAAGAAAACAGCUGUUAUAAAAGGGGAUUUAAAUCCAAAGUGGAAUGAGACUUUUGAAUUUGAACUGGUUGGUAAUGGAGUCACAGCAGUUGAUGAGCUGUUUAUCACAGUGUUUGACUGGGAGAGAUUGGGGAGAAACAGGCAACUUGGAACGGCAAAACUACAGUUACGAGAAUUCGUCAAAGGGGGAACUAGAGAACUUACUGUUCAACUUAUUGAUUCAAAUAAAAGACCUGUGCCUGCAGCCAGUAUAAAACUUAAAAUCACCUGCAAUCAACCUGAAUCAGCUAAGCUUGCCGCAGCCCAAGCCAAAACAGAUGAAGCUGGAGCAAAGAUUGUUGACCUGAAUGAUGCAGGAGAUGAGCAAGUGGUUGAAGAAAAUGUGCUUGAUGCAGCAGGGCUACCAAUAGAAACAGUGGAUCCCAUCACUGGAUUGAAGGCUUAUAUCAAAAGGAAAAGAGUCGUACAUGUGCCAAGGAAAUUGCGUUCUCAAGUCUCAACUAAACCUCAAGAUAUCCAGAUCAGAAUAAAAGUUGUACAAGCCAGACAGCUAGCUGGAUCCAACCUUCAACCUGUGGUCAGAGUGUCAGUCAUGAACCAGAUCAAACAGACCCGUAUUAAGAAAUCUACCACCAGCCCAUGGUGGGAUGAAUCUUUCUUCUUCAACUUCCACCUGCCACCAUCUGAAUUAAUUGAUGAAAUUAUUGAUUUUGCUGUAUAUAAUUCUAGGACAUUAAGAUCAGAUGCACUUGUUGGAUCUUUUAAAUGUGAUGUUGGACUGAUCUAUGAUGAACCCAGCCAUUCUCUUGUCAAUAAAUGGGUGUUGCUCAGUGACCCUGAAGAUGCGACAGCAGGAGCUAAGGGAUAUCUUAAGAUCAGUGCCUGUGUUAUGGGACCUGGGGAUGUUUCACCGAACAUGGCAGCUAAGCAAAAUGAUGAAGAUGAAGAUAUUGAGAGCAAUCUGCUUCGUCCAGCUGGUGUACAGCUACGACCAGCUACAUUUCUCUUGCGUCUUUAUCAUGCUGAAGACAUCCCUAGAAUGGACUCUGCAUUCCUGGAGGGAGUGAAAAAAGUAUUGCGUAUUGGAGAAGAACAGAAAGAGCUGGUUGAUCCAUUCUUUAUUUUUGGUUUUGCUGGCAAGGAGGUAAAGUCGAAAAUAAUGUAUGCUAAUGAUCAUCCAGAGUGGAACCAGGAUCUCAAGUUAGGGCUACAGUUCCCAUCUAUGUGUGAAAGAAUGAAGUUCCAGAUAAGAGAUUGGGAUCGACUGAACCAGGACGAUAUUGUAGGAACUGUGUUCCUUCCCAUCAGUCUGAUAUCGUCCAGUGGAGAACAGGGCUAUUUACCAACAUUUGGUCCUUGCUACAUUAACUUCUAUGGUUCCACAAGAGAGUAUUCAGAUCUACCUAAUGACUAUGAAGAUCUCAACCUAGGAAAGGGCGAAGGUGUAGCUUACAGAGGCCGGGCACUAGUUGAGCUUGUAACAAAUUUAGGUGAACUGCCAGAUGUUCCAGUUGAAGACAUCUCAGCUGAUGACAGACUGAGAGUACAGAAAUUCAUGCGAAGGAGAAAAUAUCGUGUCCAUGCAGCAUUUCUUUCAGCUGGCAUGAUCAGCUCUGCCCAUGUUGAUGCUCCAGUUGAGUUUGAAAUUAGCAUUGGUAAUUAUGGCAACAAGCUAGAUGAGAACAUCCCACCUUCAGCAUCCACCACCCAACCCACAAAUCCUGUCUUUGAUGGAUGCCAUUACUAUUUUCUUCCCUGGGGGAAUACAAAACCUUGUGUUGUAGUGGACUGUUCCUGGGAGGACAUUUCAUUCAGAUUAGAAUCCUUGAACAUACUGUUAAAUACUAUUGAAAGACUGACCUCCAACUUGGAAAGAGUUCGGAUUGGAAUUAAAGCCAAACUCCCUAUACCAGAGUUGGCUCAGCUUUUGAUAUCAAUGUUGGACCAACUUAUAGAGGAUUGUGGUAGUCAGUUUUCACCACCAAAAGAUGGCCAACAUGUGUGCAAUGAACUGGACAAAUUGACUGCAAAUUUCCGUAAAGAGACACUCAAAUCUGUAAAAAAAUCUGCAAAGAGUCUUAGAGAGAAUGCCACAGAUUUGGAUGAGGCUUUAUCUGAAGUUGAAAAUUUGCUACAGAUUUUGAAGAACACUGCUGUAGAGCCACAGAACAGCAUGCCUGAUGUGAUCAUAUGGAUGAUUAGUGGACAGAAGAGAAUUGCCUACUACCGGAUCCCAGCAUAUGACCUGCUCUACAAUGACAAUGAGAAUCUGAGAGGAAAACACUGUGGUAAACUCAUCACACUACCCUUGAAGUACCCACAAGUGAAAGACAAAGAUAAGAAAACUGAAUUACCAGCGGUCCUAAGGAUCAAACUUUGGCUGGGGAUGCAAGUACAAGAACAAGCUUGGCAUAAGAUGCAGAGUGAAGGAGAACUUGCUGUCUAUGCUGAAACUUAUGAAAACCAGGUGAAUAUUCUUGGUGCCUGGACAAAUAAAGGACCAACCAUGUCUAGACCUAAAUGGUCAGAUAGUGAAGGAAAGAUUGAGCUGAAUAAAAAUGAAUUUACCCCUCCACCUGGCUGGAAAUGGGAAGGGGACUGGUACAUCAGCCCUGAGCUCAGUAUGCUCUAUGAUAAAGAUGCUGGCCACCACACAUUUCUUGAGGAUACUUAUGAAAACCAGUCUAGAAAUCUUCCUGGCGGGGCUUGGGCUGCUGCCUCAAGACCAUGGACAGAUGUGAAAGGUGAUCCUGCACAAGAAAGAAAUAAAAUUCCAUUACCCAGUGGCUGGAAGUGGGAUGAUGACUGGCAGGCAGAUUUGAACAGAGCUGUUGAUGAAGAUGGAUGGGAGUAUUGUGUGGAGGCAACAGUAGGGGGUUAUGGCCCUGUUGAAAAGACCUAUCAUUUAUGCCGUAGGCGGCGCUGGGUCAGACACAGAACACUGGUCAAAGAAGUUGCUCAUGCAAAACAGAAGCUGGAAAAGAAACAGCAGGAAGGCUGGGAAUAUUCUGCAUUGUUCAACAUGAAGUUUCAUGCUGAGGAGAGAACCAUGGACCUUGUCAGGCGACGGCGUUGGCAUCGCAAGAUGGUCUCUACCAGCUCUGAUGGAACAUGUUUCUUCAAUGUCCAACAUGAGGGUACAGAACAAGAAAAAGAAAUGGUUAAUUUAGCAACAAUGGCUGCACCAAGGAUGUUCCUUGCCUUUAAAACCCCACACAAGUACCAGCUUCGAGCUUAUGUAUAUCAAGCCAGAGAUUUACUUGCUGCUGAUGAUUCCGGACUUUCAGAUCCGUUUGCCAGAGUCUGUUUUAUCACACAAAGUAUGGUGACAGAAAAGCAAGCUAAGACAUUGAGCCCAACCUGGGACCAGACAUUGAUAUUUGGGGAGGUGGAGAUUUAUGGGGAUCCUAAGGGACUAGAGAUGGCACCACCAGAGAUUUACAUUGAACUGUUUGAUCAUGAUACCUUUGGUAAACCAGAAUUUUUGGGGAGAACAACUGCCUUGCCAAUGGUAAAACUAGAUCCAUCUGAUGCACGAACACCAGUGUUACAGUGGUAUGAAAUCAACAGACACAGUCAGAGUGGAGGAGAACUCUUGGCAGCAUUUGAGCUUAUCAUGAUUCCUGAUGACAUAGAUGAGAUUUCUGAUGUUUCUUCUGAUGUAGAUAAGAUUUCUGAUGUUUCUUCUGAUAUAACAGGAAAAGACUUGCCUUUUCUACCACCUAAACGAGGAAACAUUUAUAUUGUACCCAAUGGAAUAAGACCAGUUAUGCAACGAACAGGAAUUGAGGUUUUAUGCUGGGGUGUGAGAAACAUGAAAAAAUUUCAACUCUCUGCUGUCACUUCACCUAGUGCCAGAUUUGAGUGUGGUGGAUAUGUCAAAGAUUCUGUAGUCAUCAAGGAUACUAGACGCAAUCCUAAUUUUUCAGAAAAUUUGUUAUUUUUUGAUGUGAUGUUACCCAGGGAAGAACUUUAUAUGCCACCAAUGAGCAUUAGAGUGAAAGACCACAGACAGUUUGGUCGCAAGCCAACUGUUGGUGUCCACAUGCUCAAGUCUCUAGAAGAUUUUCGAUGUGACCCACUUGAACCAAUGGUCCCUGUAGCUAAUGAAUUACCUCCAGCCACGAACGGGUCUAAUGAACUCAUACCAACAACAAUCAUACCACAAGACUUAGCCUUGACAACAGCACUUACAGGCGGCGGGUCACCUACCAGUGAUACAGUCAUUACAAUGCCGGAUGGUACAGAAAUUUCAGAAAAGCCCCUAAGGAAGUCGCAUGAAUUAGUAGUUGUUGAAGAACCCUUUAGUCCACCACCAGUGAUUCUGUCCAGUGAUAGUCUCAACACCAAUAACUCAGCUAAAAUGCUGCCUAGUUUCAAAAUACCAGGAAAGCUAAGCAAGAAAAUACCAAAGUUACCAAAGGCAAGAGAGGUGAAAGAAUAUAUUUUGAACACAUUUAUUUUCUUAUUGCCCAAACCAAUUAGACUGAGAAGAGAGAGAGCACUAGCUAGGAAACGAUUUCGUGAAUUACGGAGUAUGGAGGAAUCUGAACUGACCCUAAUGGAGAUUGACUGGUGGUCCAAAUAUUAUGCAUCAACAAAUGAUUUGGAGAAAUGCAAGAAGUAUAGACUACUAAAUUAUGACACAUUAGAGGUUCUGCCAUCUGAGUUAGAAAAAUGUGAGAUCUACAAAGGAUUUAAUGAUUUCUGUCAUACACUGCCACUAUCCAGAGGAAAAAAUGAAGAUGAUGAGGAUGAUAAUGUUAUUGGAGAGUUCAAAGGAUCUUUCAGGGUGUACCCUUUACCCCAAGACCCUGCGGAGCAGCUACCACCUCGUAUUUUUCAGUCUCUACCACCCAGUGACCCUGAAGAAUGUAUUGUUAGAGUUUAUGUCAUCAAAGCUGUUGAUCUACAGCCCAAUGAUCCCAAUGGUCUGGCUGACCCAUAUGUGGAAGUAGAGCUAGGCAAAACAAAGAUGAAUACAAGAGAUAAUUAUGUGCCAAACUCAAUCAAUCCAAGCUUUGGAAGGCUAUUUGAAUUGAAGGCGUUAAUACCAAUCAACAAGGAUCUGACCGUCAGGGUCAAAGACUAUGACCUGUUGAGUACUGAUGAUACCAUUGGUGAAACAACUAUCGAUCUUGAAAAUAGAUACCUUACAAAACAUAGAGCUAUUUGUGGAUUACCUAAAAGUUAUUGGUUAUCUGGUGUCAAUCUUUGGAGAGAUAGUCAGAAGCCAGUAGAAAUUUUACAAGAGUACUGUCGAAGAAAUCGCUUGGAAGGACCUGUUUUCUUAGAAACUACAACAGUCAAGGUUGGAGACAAAACAUAUAAAUUGUCAGACUUUGAGAAAGUUCCACCUUUUAACAAGCACGUUGGACCUGAGGAACAGCGUUUGGCAUUACAUGUUCUGAACCUGUUCCCCUUGGUCAAGGAGCAUGUUGAAUCUAGACCCAUUUUUAACCCCCUACAGCCUAACAUAGAGCAGGGUCGACUUCAUAUGUGGGUUGACAUCUUUCCUUCAUCCCUAGGACCUCCAGGGCCACCUUUUGACAUUUCUCCAAGAAAGCCUGCACAAUAUGUUCUUCGAAUAAUUAUUUGGAAUACCAAAGAUGUUAUCUUAGAAGAAGAAUCAAUAACAGGAGAGAAAAUGAGUGACAUUUAUGUGCAGUCUUGGAUGGCUGGCAUAGAUGAAAAACAGAAGACAGAUGUACAUUACAGGUCUCUAGAUGGGGAAGGUAAUUUUAACUGGAGGAUGGCAUUUCCAUUUGAAUAUCAAGUUGCUGAACAAACAAUGAUUGUCAGGAAAAAGGAACAUUUCUGGAGUCUUGAUACAACAGAAAUUAGAACAAUUCCCAAGCUGAUCACACAGAUUUGGGACAAUGACAAGUUCUCAAAGGAUGAUUUUAUUGGUCAUCUUGAGCUGAAUCUUAAUGCCAUGCCUUUACCUGCCAAACGGGCCAGGAACUGCACAUUAAAAAUGUUGCCAGAUGUGGGGAAAGAUGUCAAACUUGUAUCACUCUUUGAAAUGAAACACAUGAAAGGAUUUUGGCCCUGUUAUGAUGAUGCCUCUGGUACUCGGGUGCUCAGUGGCAAAGUAGAAAUGGAACUAGAGUUACUUACAGCAGCCCAGGCUGAAGAGAGACCUGCUGGUCUUGGCAGAGAUGAACCCAACGCACACCCUAAGCUUGACAUGCCAAAGCGACCUGAUACAUCAUUCCUGUGGUUCACCUCUCCAUGGAAGACGUUUAAACAUAUAAUCUGGCGUAACUAUGGCUGUUAUCUGAUAUGGAUGUUGGUGAUCUUUUUGAUCAUCCUCCUAUUUGCCCUCUUCAUCUAUUCGUUCCCUGAACAACUAUCAAGAUGGAUGGUGGGAAAUUAGUAAAGUUCCUGAUAGAACCAUAGUUACAGAUUACAUGUGUUUUCCCAGCCUGGAUUUGUCAUUUUAAUCAAUGUGCAUCAAUUAAUUUGUGGCUUUUUAAUCAGUAACUAUAAUCUGAGCUAAAGCUCAGAAAAUACCUUUGAUAGUUAGUCAUUGUGUAUUCUAACGAGAAAUUUGUUCUUAAUCUAUUAUUCGCCAGUGGUAAAGCAUACACUGGAACUACUUAAACAUAGAUUGUUAGAAAAUUUUUAUUUUGCAUCAGCAGUGAA
Messenger RNA from Physella acuta, 6879 nucleotides. Its product is annotated as myoferlin. Lineage: Eukaryota; Metazoa; Mollusca; Gastropoda; Physidae. Gene Ontology annotation, biological process: plasma membrane organization; membrane fusion. The record is from RefSeq and is a predicted model, not a curated record. Gene Ontology annotation, cellular component: membrane.